AUGGCGCGCACGGCCAAGCGUGACGCGACAUCGCAGCAGCCAACUUCGUCUGGACUUACAAAAGAAGGAGAUGAGAACUCCAUGUCACAAAAUGAGAACAAUUUACCCCAACCAAAAAAGAAGCAGACAAGAAGGAAGGUAAAUAUGGCCUGCAUUUAUUGCCGAAGAAGCCAUAUGACAUGCGACGAGAACCGCCCUUGCCAACGAUGUAUUAAGCGCGACAUUGGGCAUUUGUGUCGAAACGAAGUUACGCCAUCAAAUUCUGGGUCAUCUCGGAACCGAAGCGCGAGGAAACAAGCAGAGUCCCCUAUUUCGCCAUCGUCGACCACGAUGAUUUCGCCGCAGGCUCUAGUGGACAUCGCCUCGAGUACAGGCCUUGUUCAUCAAAAUCUAGAGCAUUCUUUAAAAAAUUCUGGCAUGGUAACACUUGAGCAGACGCUGCGGUCUUCCCAGAGUCCUUCAUUUACGCAGGAUACGAUAAAUCCGAGUCUUUCUGCAACUUUUGGACACGGCAUGAGUUCCUUUCCAAUGGGCUUUGGCGCUUCUGGGGCGGAUGCUUCAUGGGAAUCUCAUAAAACGAAGCGCGAUAUGGACUCGACGGUGCCGCUCUUGCGCCAGCUGGAAAGCUACACAAAUAAUCCGCCGACAAACGCGGAUGAAUUGAGGGCUUUCAGUGGGACAUCCCAGCCUAUGUUCGGAACGUCAUCUUUGACGGUGCGCCCUUCUGCUGUGAAUGUCAACACAGGAAAGACAACACACAGACACGGUACGCAGCUGGGAGGUACAGCAUGGCUGGGUCUCGGAGGCUCAACACAAUUGACUGGUGAUGCUGGCAGUGGUGGCGAAAUCAACCUGCUAAGUGAGUUUCUUGAGUCACUGGAUGAUCGCCAUACAGAGGACCUGAUGUUGGUACCCCCCAAAACUGAGUCAUGUCUGUCUAUGAAUGGUUCGUUGCUUCAUCGACUACCAACGGAGGGGCUGCUGGAUUCGCCACCCUCAAUGGCCACGACGGACCCCAGUACAUCUCUUCCUGCUACAGACACGGGCCCCUUGUCGCUGCUGGAACCCCAUUCAUCGUUUCGCAUGGACAAUAACAAUUCUCAGCGCCCACGUCGGCAUUCAGUGAGUGAUGUUGGUUCUGGAAAACCGGAAGCAGCAUCGGAAUCAAUGGAGGAUCGGUAUGCAGAGAUGGCGGCUUCGGCGCCACAAAUACCGCCGCCGCCAUCGGCGCCUGCAGAGGAGCACUCUGCCCCGCCAUACCCUCCGUCGCUGAGUAAGACAGCAUCGAAGACAGAACGAUUCCUCCUAACAGCAGCUGACCAGACUGAUGGUAGUCGUGAUGAGCGUCUGCGGAAGGUUAUUCAAGCAAAAUGGGAAGCAGGUUUGCUUCGACCCUAUAACCAUGUGCACGGCUAUACCCGCCUGAACCGUUGGAUGGAAAACAAUGUGUCUGCUUCUUCCCGGCGGCGUAUCCUGAAGCUCCUUUCUGUCUUUCAACCUGUCUUUUCAUCACUGGCUAAGAACCUGACAAACUAUGACCUUGUUUACAUCGAAGAGGCAUUCGAGCGGCUGCUGCUGGAUUACGACCGAGUGUUUAGCAUCCAAGGGAUUCCUGCCUGUCUAUGGAGGCGCACUGGUGAAAUCUAUAAGGGCAACAAGGAAUUUGCCAACCUCGUGGGCAUGCCCAUUGAAUCUUUGCGCGAUGGACGCCUUUGUAUAUACGAGCUCAUGGCAGAGGAGAGUGCAGUAAACUAUUGGGAAAAAUAUGGCUCUGUAUCUUUUGACCCCAGUCAGAAGGCAGUGCUUACCAUGUGCAAGCUGAAAACGAAAAAUUGCGUCCUCGCCCGGGCCAUGGCCUCCGCGCAGGCGUCGGAGGCCGCGGAUAACUCUCUGCAAGAAAACCACCCUGGAGAAGGUGACACUGAAUACAGUCCUUCUACAGUAGAUGCGACGAAGAAUACGCCCGCAUGCAUCUCAUGCUGCUUCAGCUUCACGAUCCGGCGUGAUAAAUGGAAUGUACGUGAAAUCUAA
Messenger RNA from Malassezia sympodialis ATCC 42132, 2031 nucleotides. RefSeq names its product Zn(II)2Cys6 transcription factor domain-containing protein. Gene Ontology annotation, cellular component: nucleus. Gene Ontology annotation, molecular function: DNA-binding transcription factor activity, RNA polymerase II-specific; RNA polymerase II transcription regulatory region sequence-specific DNA binding; zinc ion binding. Lineage: Eukaryota; Fungi; Basidiomycota; Malasseziomycetes; Malasseziales; Malasseziaceae. The record is from RefSeq and is a predicted model, not a curated record. Gene Ontology annotation, biological process: regulation of DNA-templated transcription.